UUUUAAUUCAUUAAGCAAAUGUCUAUUUGAUAAGUAAAUACAUAGAGUAAGUGUCAACUCAAAAUUGAAAUGAGCUGAAUAGAGAGAGAGAGAGAGAGAGAGAGAGAGCCGAAGUGGCAUAAUAGUUAGUUGAGAAGAAAGCAAGAGAGACCGGGUGUUAUUACCAUAAUUUAAAGGGUGGUGGGGAGGAUUGGUGUUGCUGUAUAGAUAAGAGACUUCUGUUUACUCUUCCCUUCCCUUUCCUUUCCUUCCUUCUCUUCUUCCCUAUAUUUCAAUCUUCUUCUGCUUCUUCUUCUUCUUCUUCCUCUCCUAAUUUUACAUACAAAGAAAGAAAGAAAGAAAGAAAGAUAAAAGGAAGAUGGGAAACUGUCAAGCCAUUGAUGCUGCGGCCUUGGUUAUACAGCACCCAGAUGGGAAAAUAGAAAGGUUGUAUUGGCCAGUUACUGCUACUGAGGUUAUGAGAAUGAAUCCUGGUCAUUAUGUUUCAUUGAUUAUACCAUUGCCUCCUGCACCUGAAGAAGAUCAUAAGUCUGUCCGUUUUACCAGGGUUAAGCUUCUUAGGCCUACUGAUACUCUUUCUCUCGGCCAUGCCUAUCGACUUAUCACUUCUCAAGAGGUUAUGAAUGUCUUGAAGGCCAAAAAAUAUGCAAAGACAAAGAAGCUGCAACAGGAAUCAGUUGAAAACUUCCAGAUAACUCAGGAGAAGCAGAGUUCAGGCUCCGAAACAGAACCCAAAACCCACAUGGAUAACAACUACCAGGCGCUGAAACAGGAAAGACUCCGCCCAAGAACAGCAUCACUGACGCCUGCUGCAAUGAGAUCAAAAUCGUGGCGGCCAAUGUUACAAAGCAUCUCAGAGGCUGAGAGCUAGCUGAUGCAUAUUUCAAGUUUCAAAUUGUGACAUGCAUGAUGGCAUUUUAAAAAUUUAAUGAACAGCUUAUUUUCCAUUUGCAGAAGCUCUUCAUGCAUGAACUUCCUCAAACAAAAAAUAUAAAUUCAUUUAAACAAUGGAGGUGGGGGCCAAAAGUUUCUAAAUCCUUGCCACAGAAAGCCCCAGAUUCAAACAAAAUAUUCGAGUAAUAAGACAUCUGUAUAGCUUCAAAAAGAGCAGUGAAUGAAUGUUAUAAGCAGUAUGUUGUGAUGAAA
Mangifera indica (mango) is the source of this 1146-nucleotide messenger RNA. RefSeq lists its product as uncharacterized. The record is from RefSeq and is a predicted model, not a curated record. The coding region runs from base 359 to 871 and encodes 170 amino acids. The transcript has 3 exons. Lineage: Eukaryota; Viridiplantae; Streptophyta; Magnoliopsida; Sapindales; Anacardiaceae.